Molecule: messenger RNA, 759 nt
Organism: Neospora caninum
Lineage: Eukaryota; Apicomplexa; Conoidasida; Eucoccidiorida; Sarcocystidae
Exons: 7
Coding region: 1-759 (252 amino acids)
Biological process (GO): proteolysis
Molecular function (GO): cysteine-type peptidase activity
Source: RefSeq, a predicted model, not a curated record
AUGAAACUCUUCGGCAUUGGCAUUGUCACAGCAGGCGGAUCGAGUCUGGUCCGGGCUGAUCUUCCUAUCCACGGGUUGAUGCAUGAUGUUCUGGGAGCGUGGACCUUCACAAUCGGAACAGAUGCAAGUGACCAUCCAACGUCGUGUGGCAGCGGCGCGCCCAACUUUAACCUCGAGAAUCUAAGGCCAGAGUUGAGCAAUUACGCUUCGUGGCUCGCGUCCCAGAGCCACGUGGAGAAAGAAAUUGAGUUGACUUUGACGGACAAACAGAUCCGAAAGAACAGCGACGUGACACCGAGGAAUAAUUGGACGUAUUUAGCUGUUACUCUUCCAUCCACACCCGACGUGCCCGUGGGAACAUGGACAAUGGUCUAUGAUGAAGGCUUCGAGAAGCGGUUCGAAAUCCUUUUCAACAAGCUGUUUCCCGGAGAGAGCAUGGCUGUCUUCGAGUCACCUCUGUCUGCCCAGUCCAUUUUAAGCUGCUCUCACGGGUGCCUUAGGUAUGCGAAGGAUUACAACUACGUUGGCGGUUUCUACGAAGGGUGUAAUGAGGAGAAGAUUAUGAAUGAGGUUUACCAUCACGGACCGGUCGUGGUGGCGAUUGAUGCGCCCGACACACUCUUCAUGUAUCAAAGUGGACUUUUUGAUUCUCGACCGCCUGAUCACGGCAAAAUCUGCGAUAUUCGCAACCAAGGAUUCAACGGCUGGGAGUACACAAACCACGCAGUUGCGAUUGUUGGCUGGGGAGAAGACGAGUAA